Molecule: messenger RNA, 1988 nt
Organism: Pezoporus occidentalis (night parrot)
Lineage: Eukaryota; Metazoa; Chordata; Aves; Psittaciformes; Psittacidae
Gene: LPXN
Product: leupaxin
Exons: 8
Coding region: 583-1941 (452 amino acids)
Biological process (GO): actin cytoskeleton organization; heart development; muscle structure development
Cellular component (GO): filamentous actin; stress fiber; Z disc
Molecular function (GO): actin binding; muscle alpha-actinin binding
Source: RefSeq, a predicted model, not a curated record
GUCCUUCCGCUGCCUCAGGGUGAAGUGGGGAUACUGCCAAAGGGGCAGCAACGGAGCUGCCCUUCCCACUCUGCCCCCCUUCCCAGGGGAUAGACAGGGCCCAAGCGACCAAGCAAGUGCUUGGCCAGCAAUGGAGAGCACUUGAAGGCAGGAAAUUGGCUGUGGCAGCACCGCGAGCCUGGCUGCACCGCAGCGGGGCAGCACCAGGGCGCAGCACAGUGUCUGGGGUGCUGGGAACCAUCCCUGGGGAGAUGCGGGCAGGGAAGCAGCCCCACAGUGGGGGCAUCACCCCCGUGUCCCUGUGUGAGGGCAGUGGGAUGCUGAGGGACAGCAGCGAGAUGCGCUGCUGGAGGAGCUGGAGCAAAGCUCUCGCGAGGCCCAUGGGCGGCAGGCACCGGCACGCCUGGAGGUGCAGUCGCCUCGGGCUCAGCCUCCUGCCGAGGCUGUGGACACAGUGUACAGGUAAAACAGGCCUUGGAAAGGCAAAGCCUCUGCAGUUUCCCUUUCCAUCACUUGGAUGCCUCCCACAGGGGCACCCGCGUGUGCCCCCAAAACAAUUCCUUCCACGAACUGGGGCGGGGGAUGCAUCCCGCACACCUGCAGCACUGCUGGGGCAAGGGCUGGGCUUCCAGCAGCCUCCUCCUCCCUGCCGCAUGUCCCCAGAGAGAUCCCCUGUGCACGGUUCUCAGCCCCUGCCGCCUCCAUCUGUGGGGUGGAAGCUGCAGCACCACUCACUCUGUGCCCAGCAGCCCUGUUCCAGUCCCGCAGCCGCUGUUCCCACCCACGGCAGCCGCUCAGCAGCUGGACAAGCUCCUGGCUGACCUGGGCCACAUGCAGAGCAAGCAGUUUGCAGCAGAGGGGCAGGGAGCCCAGGAGCCAGAGGAGACCAAGCCCAAGCCCUCUCUGGACAGCAUGCUGGGCAGCCUCACCCAGGACCUGCAGGAGCUGGGCAUCACGGCCACCCCCACCAGUGUCUGCACCACCUGUCACAAGCCCAUCGCUGGCAAGGUGCUGACAGCGCUGGGCAGGACCUGGCACCCCGAGCACUUCACUUGCAUCCGCUGCGGACAGGAACUCAGUUCCCGGCCCUUCUUCGAGCGGGAUGGGCAGCCCUAUUGCGAGGAUGACUAUCACCAGGCCUUCGCACCCUGCUGCGCCUACUGUGCUGGCCCCAUCCGCGAGAAGGUCCUCACGGCGCUGGACCAGACCUGGCACCCCGAGCACUUCUUCUGCACCAACUGCGGGAAGGUGUUUGGCGAUGACGGUACAUCCCAGGGGACAGGCUGGGGGAUUCUGCCCCGCUCUGGGUUUCCAGGUGCGGGAUGGGAGGCCAUACUGCCACCAGGACUUCCUGGCCCUGUUUGCCCCCAAGUGCCAGGGUUGCGAGCGCCCAGUGACAGGCAGUUACCUGUCAGCCCUGAGCGGGGUCUGGCACCCCACGUGCUUCGUGUGCACGGACUGCCUGAGCGGCUUCAGCAGCGGCUCCUUCUUCGAGCUGGAGGGUCGGCCCUACUGCAAGCAGCACUUCCACCAGCGCCAGGGCAGCAUCUGCCACGGCUGCGGCCGCCCUGUCACUGGCCGCUGCAUCACAGCUGUGGGGCACAAGUACCACCCCGAGCACUUCACCUGCACCUAUUGCCUGUGCCCGCUGCACAAGGGCACCGUCCGCGAGCGCGGCAGGAAGAUGUACUGCCAGGCCUGCCACAAGCAGCUCUUCCUCUGAGCCCCAGCGCACAGCCGCUCCUCCUGGACGUCCCUCGCAUGGUCCCUGCUGCCACAAAUGUGAUUUGCUUGUUCCAGCCAUCAGCCCCCUGCUUGGGUCCUGCUGAGCCAAAGUCCCUGGCCUCAUCUUUGCCAAGCCAGACAUCCCAAGCAUCAUUUCUUGUCAUCCCCCCCUCCAAGACAUUCCUGACAUUGUCCCUGCCCAGCCAGACGUCGUAGGCUCUGCCCCCUUGACCUGAAACAAUAAAACACUUGGCUUUGCCUUU